Molecule: messenger RNA, 587 nt
Organism: Bursaphelenchus okinawaensis
Lineage: Eukaryota; Metazoa; Nematoda; Chromadorea; Rhabditida; Aphelenchoididae
Source: the annotation of a GenBank genome assembly
AUGAAGUCGGCGGUCGUGCUGCUGCUUCUGGCUAGUCUCGUUGCCCUCGAGGCCUGCAAGGUCAACUUGAAGGUGAGGUCACAGACCAAGAAGCCCUUCCAGAUCCAGGUCUUCAUUCCAUCGUUGAAACAGAAGACUGAGAGGGUUACCUUCACUGGACCUGGAGAGAAGAAGGUAUUGGUGAGUAUUUUCUUUCAUUUUUGGAUUUUGUAUUGAUAAAGCAUUUUGUUUUCAAGAUUUUUAGGUAAUAAGAAACUAUUUUAAAGUUAUUUGAAUAGAUUUAACAUUUUGAAAAGCAAUGUUUUAAUAUUGACAUAUAACACCAUGGAUAAUAUAAAGGUUAAUAUAAAUCCCAAAACAUAAAAGUUAAUAUAACCCCAUUCCAGAUCCAAGGCGGCAACUGCAUGGACAAGAAGUGGGUGUUCAAGACCUGGAAGGAGGUCAAUGGAAAGUGGGUUGGAGCUGCCCAGAACUCGGGUAAACUCGGUGGAUCUGGCUGGAUUCGAGUGCUGGUCGAUGACAGACUCUUGCCUUUCGGCAAUGAUCGUUACGGCAUCGCUUGUUCUGAGGGAGCUGUCUGUGGAUAA